AUGGGCCUUUUAGCUCUCAAGAAGCCUGAGCAGGAUGCAGGCAAGGCCUGGCCUGCCAUUGUCAUUGGCUUAUUCGUAGCCUUUGGUGGUGUGCUGUUUGGAUAUGACACUGGUACCAUCAGCGGUAUUCUUGCCAUGGACUACUGGCAAAACCUGUUUUCGACGGGCUAUGUCAACACCAAAGGUCACCUGGAUGUCUCGCCCUCCCAGUCCUCCGCCAUUGUGUCAAUUCUGUCGGCGGGAACCUUUUUUGGCUCGCUCAGCUCCCCCUUACUUGCCGACAGCAUUGGUCGCCGGCUCGCGUUAAUUAUGUCGUCCUUGGUCUUCGUCCUCGGAGUCAUCCUCCAGACUGCCGCCACGGCCUUGCCUCUUUUCCUGGCUGGCAGGUUCUUCGCCGGCUUCGGCGUUGGUCUGAUCUCAGCUCUUAUUCCCCUCUACCAAAGCGAGACAGCUCCCAAGUGGAUUCGGGGCGCCAUCGUAGGCGCGUACCAGUUUGCCAUCACAAUAGGUCUGCUUCUAGCCAACAUCGUGGACAACUCGACUCAAAAUCGACAGGAUACCGGUUCAUACCGUAUCCCAAUAGCCGUCCAGUUCGCAUGGGCUAUCAUCCUCAUCGGUGGAAUGCUCAUCCUACCCGAGACACCCCGAUUUCUCAUUAAGAAGGGCGACCAUGCAAAGGCGGCAAGGGCUCUCGGCCAAAUCAGGAGGAUUCCGGCGGACCAUCCAGCUGUUCUAGCUGAGCUUGCCGAGAUCCAGGCUAAUCACGAUUUCGAGAUGACCCUUGGCAAGGCAAGCUAUCUCGACUGUUUCCGAGGGCCUAUGCUCAAACGCCAACUUACCGGAAUGGGUCUGCAAGCUCUACAGCAGCUUACGGGAAUCAAUUUCAUCUUCUACUACGGCACCCAGUACUUCAAGAAUUCGGGAAUUUCAAACUCGUUUACCAUUCAGAUCAUCACCUCCGUCGUCAAUGUUGUCUCAACCCUCCCUGGACUUUGGGCUGUCGACAAAUUCGGACGUCGUCCACUUCUCCUCUGGGGUGCCAUCGGCAUGUGCGUCAGUCAGUUCCUGGUAGCCGUACUGGGCACGACCACGACGGGUCAAGACGCAAGCGGUAACAUUUUGGUCUACAACGUCGCUGCUCAGAAGGCGGGUAUUGCCUUUGUGUGCAUCUACAUCUUCUUCUUCGCUUCCACCUGGGGUCCGCUCGCUUGGGUGGUCACGGGUGAAAUCUUCCCGCUCAAGACUAGAGCCAAGAGUUUGGGUAUGGCGACCGCUACCAACUGGCUGCUCAACUGGGCCAUCGCGUAUGCGACCCCCUAUCUCGUGAACUACGGACCCGGCUACGCGAACCUGCAGAGCAAGAUCUUCUUCAUCUGGUUCGGCUGCUGCUUCAUCUGCAUCGCCUUUGUCUACUUUUACAUAUAUGAGACCAAAGGGUUGUCGCUGGAGGAGGUUGACGAGCUCUACACCGAGGUCAAGAGUGCCCGGAAGAGUAAGGACUGGGUGCCUAGCAGGAGCUUCGCGCAACGGCAGAGCGUAUCUGGGGGCGUUGGGGAGAAGGAUGGCGCGACUACUCAUCACAGCGAUCUGGUAUUCGUUGAGCUGUCACUACGAGCGCGCGAUGACCCCAACCUCAAAGUCCUGCGGGGAUUCCACGAGGGUAGCACGGAGGGCAGCAGACAGCUGAUGGCUGCAGAUUUUCGGAACGGGGUCUGGGCUACGCUGUCUACAGUAGCAAUUGAGAGUGUUCAUGCUCUUGACGAGGAUGUCCUGGUUGGGAAAUUGGGGUACAAGCUUAGAGAACUAGGAACGCUCAGCCAGCUGAUCGUACCGUUUGGUGGACUGUUGGACAUCGGCUUGAAGUAUGGCGAGACUGUCUUGAUUGCCCCCGCUACGGGCUCGUUCGGCAGUGCAGCAGUGCAUGUCGCUCUUUCGAUGGGAGCACGCGUCAUCGUCAUGGGAAGAAACGAGACCUCUCUUGAGGGGCUGAAGAAGCUCGCCGAGCCCGGUAGGGUGGAAACCGUCAGGAUCAACGGCGAUGCACAGGAAGACGUCAAGGCACUGGCAAAGUUUGGCCCCCUGGACGUAUUCUUCGACAUAUCUCCGGCCAAGGCGGCCAAAAGCUCACAUAUCAAGGCAGGAAUCACACACAAGGGCCUCACGAUCAAAGGGACCUUCGUGAGCACGACUCAGCAGGCGACGGAGUUGAUCAAGACUGUGGAGAGAGGUGUGCUGAAGAUUGGUUCUAGGGCGGGUAUGAAGGUCAUGGGAAAAUUACAGCUCGAAAAUUGGGAGAAAGCGUUCGAGGUUGCUGCUUUGGAAAGUGGUCCGGGGAAGAGUGUGUAUUUCAUCCCGAACGGAGAGUAA
Anthostomella pinea is the source of this 2367-nucleotide messenger RNA. NCBI's taxonomy places the organism in Eukaryota, Fungi, Ascomycota, Sordariomycetes, Xylariales, Xylariaceae. The record is from the annotation of a GenBank genome assembly.